GUUUAAGGAUUGGCCAACUUCAAACUUGCAGUUUAGGGACUGACUGGCUUUGAGGAGCAAAAGUACUGAAGUGGGGCAGUUGCUGAUGAGCUUUCUUGGCUAAGUACUUAAGUGCAAAUGUUGAGUAGACUUUAAGGAUUGAUUGAUUGGGGCAGAUUUAAAACCAGUUUUGUGGUUACUUGUUUCCAGCCUGGGGACUAGAGCCGAAGAACAAUCUUUUCCUUUCUUGAAGUUGAAGAACAGUCUCAGGAUAAUGUCAUAUUUGGGACCCAGGCUGCUUCAAGGAUUAUUUUUAUAUAUAGUUAAAAAGAAUUAAUUGAAAGGAUUUACCAUAUAUCUUAUGACUCUACAGGAGCCUUGCAAAUAGAACCUGGCAACUUAAACAGUAAUUUCAGCCAGUUUGCAUUUAAUGGAAGGAGACCAUUGUCUACUCAUGUAUCCGUCUAACUCCUAAUAGCAGAAACUGUACAGAAGGAAAAAGCUUAGAGGUGGCAACAGCUGAGAGAGAAAUGAGUGGAACCAACAAUGUUGUGAGUCAGGCCGGAAGAGCGUCAAAAGGUGGAAAUGCAGUUUGUUCAAAAUACACUGAUUGGUCUAUGGUGAUGAAGCCAAAACUCGAAUCGUCCUUGGCAAAAGGAAAGUUACUAUUCAAGUAAAGUACAUCAUAAUGCAGAAUUCUUUAUCAGUACCACCAAAAGAUCAAGGAGAUGUCUCUGUGUUCACCAGUCUUGUGGAGAUACAGCUGACUCGGGAAAUGUCGGAGACCCCCGGAAGGACAAUGUGCACAGGUGUAUCAAACAUUCCUUCUGGAAAAAUACAAAGUGGGAAAGGUUUGAAGAAUAAGAAUCAGUUUAGGACUAUUGCACCGAAAAUCGUGCCCAAAGUCCUAAUAUCCAGAAUGCUGCCAUGUCAUUCACCAUCACUCUCUGAUCAGGUGAAUCCGGGACCCUCUAUCAACUCCAAGCCCCUGGGGAUGUCCACCCAGAACUAUGCUCUGAUGCAGGUUGCUGACCAGGAGGGGACAUUUUCUCUUGUUGCUUUGCCAAAUGUUGCCUCAGCUCAGCCAAUUCAGAAGCCCAGAAUGCCCCUGCCCGAAAACCUGAAACUGCCUAUUCCUCGAUAUCAACCCCCAAGAAAUAACAAAAAAUCAACAAAGAAACCAAUCCUGAGCCCUCCUGAGAGUGGCUGUAGCAAACCUCCUGCCCAAACCCAAGUGUGUCUUCAGAUGUCCCUUUCCUCACCUGACCACCCUGAACUCUCGCACAAGCCCAGUCCCUUUGAACAAGUGACACCACUAGAGCAAGCCCCAGCCAGCAUCAGCACGGCUACACUGACCAAUGGCUGUGACCAUGGGGACUCGAGACCCCCAGUGACCAACAGCUGUGGUCAUCUGAGCCCUGCUGCCACCCCAACCUCAUCCACCCCAACCUCAUCCACCCCAGAGGGGCCCUCUGCCAAGCAGGGCCUCCCAGAGAUUUCAAGGAGAGCAAACUUUGCAAGCAAGAACACAUCCAGCAAACCUGCUGCCAUCACCAGUGAAAACCUUAAAGAACAAAUUGACCUUGCAAAAGCCAUGACCAAGUUGUCACCUGGUAUUUUUGGCAGUGCAGUCCAGUUGACCUCCGCAGUCCCCAGAGGGAAAGUGCCAAUCUUACCCUACUCAAGAAUGAAAACAGCAGCAGCCUACAUAGUGGAAUCCAGUGCUGACACUGCGGGCUUGUCUCCACUGGGGCUCGGAGCAGGCUGCGAUAAGACAUCGCCCAUCACAGGAUGCUUUGAUGCAGCCACCAAAAUGACCAGCAAGGUACCAGUUUCACAGGUGUCCCAGCAGAGUCCCUGUGAAAAUGCCUUUUGUACAGCCACCGAGCCAGAUCUCAGCCUCAAAAUAAAACUGAACAGUGGGGCAGCAAAGAGAAGUGGAAGAAAACGAAAGGUACCAGAUGAAAUUUUGGCACUUCAGGGAAAAAGGAGAAAAUGCAUCAUUAAUAAGUGUAGAGAUGCUAAAGAAAGAGUGAAAACCGAUUCCCAAGAAUCCAGAGACCAAAAACCUGGGGCUGUGAAAAAAUACCGUAGCAUUAUGCCCAAACCUGUGAUUGUCGUGCCCACUCUGGCUCCCCUGGCUCCUCCUGCGGCUACACUACAAUCUCAGAUGCUGGGGGGCCUAGGACAGGACAUGCUGUUACAUAAUUCAGCCACUCCUAAGUAUCUUGGCCCUAAGCAGGACAGUAGCUCCUCCCCCAAGCCCAGCUCUGUGCUCAGAAAUGGCUUCUCUGGCAUUAAGAAGCCGUGGCACAGAUGUCACGUCUGUAACCACCACUUCCAGUUCAAACAGCACCUUCGAGACCACAUGAACACACACACCAACAGACGGCCGUACAGUUGUCGGAUCUGUCGCAAGGCCUACGUACGUUCUGGCAGCCUGAGCACACACAUGAAACUUCACCAUGGCGAGAGCCGUCUGAAGAAACUCAUGUGCUGUGAGUUUUGUGCCAAAGUGUUCGGUCACGUCCGAGUCUAUUUUGGCCACCUGAAAGAAGUGCACAGAGUUGUGAUCAGCACCGAGCCCUCCCCCAGUGAGCCGCAGGGAGAUGUGCCGAAGAACAGAGAGGCUGGUGUGCCCGGGACGGCGGGAGCACUGGAGAGGGAAAAUAAGUCAAGCCUGGAAGAAGACUUGCUUCUAAACCAGGCAGACGAAGUCAAAUUACAAAUCAAAUGUGGCCGCUGUCAGAUCACUGCUCAGUCUUUUGCUGAAAUAAAGUUUCAUUUACUUUAUGUUCACGGAGAGGAAAUUCAGGGCAGGCUACAAGAGGGGAUCUUAAUGGGGAGAAAGGUGGCUCAGGAAGCACUGGUUAAACACUCCACAGCUGACUGCAGACAGCAUCCCGAAAGAAGAAAGCUGGCGAAGCAUUGUCCCUCUGAGGAGGAAUUACGUGCAUUUCCUAAACUAAAAAGGCAACUCUACCUUCAUCAUAAGAAUGGUGUGGAAAUACUCACAGAAAAUGAAGGCGCUCAACCAGGAACCAACGAGCCCAGGGAAAGCCCCCAGGACCCCCGGGGUCCCGGCCUCCACACCGUUCUCCUGUGGUCCCAUUCGGGCUUUAACUGCCUCCUGUGUGCCCAGAUGCUGGGAAGGAAAGAGGACCUCCUCCUGCACUGGGAACGUCAGCAUAACUGUGAGGACCCCUCCAAACUGUGGACUAUUUUAAAUACGUUCUCUAACCAGGGAGUGAUUGAACUUGCCAGUGAAACUGAAACAUGAGACACCAAGACAAGCUUUCGUGAGAGUUUUGUGCUUUGUGGUGGUGCUUAAUUAGAAAGAUCAGAUUAGUUAGGAGCAGCAUCAAUGAACAGAAGUGAUUUUUGUACAUAGUUUUAUUUUCUUACCAGAUAAAAUAUAUGUUCAUGAUGCAUAAUUUUCUAGCCAUAUGCAGCCUUAUUUUAAAAUUCUAUAUAUUGACUCUUAAUAUUUAGACUUUAUUUCAGAAUAAAUAAAAAGACCAAAAUUUGAGAGUGAAAUAUAAAGGAUUCUAGGCUGUUCUUCAAAUACAGUUUUCAGCAAAAAUGUGUGUGUGUGUGUGUGUGUGUGUGUGUGUCCUUUUGUUCUGAUGUUUUCUGCUUAUGUAGAUCAACAAAUGUGAAAAAUUCCCAGGUGGCAAAACCAUUUUAGUCUCAACCUUAGUGUUAAGUUAGAUGGUAAAUGUUGAUAUUCAUUAAAUACUUUGGUUUAUUUGAACAUGCUGUAGGGUAGUAUUCUAAUAAGGUUGUCAUCUACGGUAAUUUAAAAUCCAUGUUUUCAGGACUUAGGUGGUUUUGUUUUUGUAAUUUUGCUGUUUUCUUAAAUGUGCAUUACCUUGAAGAUUAGUUGUUGGCAAGUCUUGUGGCUACAGUGUUCCAUGUCAAAAUAAUAAAAAAAAAAAAUAGUACU
Messenger RNA from Lemur catta (Ring-tailed lemur), 3925 nucleotides. RefSeq names its product zinc finger protein 438 (gene ZNF438). The transcript is spliced from 9 exons. Gene Ontology annotation, cellular component: nucleus. The record is from RefSeq and is a predicted model, not a curated record. Gene Ontology annotation, biological process: regulation of transcription by RNA polymerase II. Gene Ontology annotation, molecular function: sequence-specific DNA binding; DNA-binding transcription factor activity, RNA polymerase II-specific. The coding region runs from base 668 to 3259 and encodes 863 amino acids. Lineage: Eukaryota; Metazoa; Chordata; Mammalia; Primates; Lemuridae.